Molecule: messenger RNA, 1854 nt
Organism: Trypanosoma conorhini
Lineage: Eukaryota; Euglenozoa; Kinetoplastea; Trypanosomatida; Trypanosomatidae
Exons: 1
Source: RefSeq, a predicted model, not a curated record
AUGAGUGUCGCGGACGAGGCGUCUUCACCGCCUCUCUCGGCGCCGCCUGCCGGGGAGGAUGUGGUGCUCCCCGUUUGGGCGCGGUGUCUUGUGUCAGUGCAAUGCAUGCUUCGUGUGCCCAGGCAAUUGUGGGUCUGCACGUGGGCCCGUGUUUUCCAGCUCCCAGGUUUCUCGUCGCUGCGGCAGCAGUUGGACGCUGGCGGCGGAUUUUUACUGAAUGACCCACCUCGGGCGCUCUCGCUUGUGUCUCGUGCUGCCAAGGCUGCGUGGACACACGUGCACCGUUGUGCGAGGGAUGAACUGUGGCCAGGCGUCCGUGCUCGCGCAGGGCGUCUUCUUCCGGCGCUGAGGCGGGCAGCCCAAUUUGUGCGGAGUAAGGCCUUGGACGGGGUGCGGUGGGUGUAUGUUUAUUCCGGCUCGCUGGGCGUGAGGGCGACACCGCAGUGCCGAGGGAAGACCAACUGCACACGUGGGGCCACAGCCGCUACGGCUCCCACGCCAUCAGCGGCGUCACCGUCAUUGGCAAAUAGCAAAAUCCGCGGCACUGUCCCUACCCACGCGCCAACGCGGUCGACGAAGACGUCUGGCGUCCGAGCUUGGCUGGGGAAUAUGUUCACGUUUUUCUUUUCACCCAAGCAAGAGGUGACGCGUUCACCUCAGCCCUCUUUUCGUCCUGCUGAGGCGCGCCGCAGCAGCUCUGGCGUCCCACGCCGUGCACCUCCGCCAGCUGGGGGACCCUCCGCGACGAAACAGCCUCACCCAUCGGCCAGCGAAGCCCUACAAGAGGGCAGAAGGCAGGAGCAAACGGCAUCCAUCUUUGAGAAGGUGUCCCAUCUGCUGCGGUGGCUCGCCGGUGGUUCGCCCCCGAGGGUGUCGGAGUCUGCCGGGGACCCUGCCUAUCGAAAAAGAGAUGGAAACAAGAAGCAGCGCAAGGGAACACAUAAGGAGGGCUCUGGCCGUCCCUCUUGGCUGUCGGCGGCGCGCAACGUGCUCGGGCGGCCGUCCUCCAAAGCUCCUCCAGCGGCAGUAGAAGAAACGCGCGAUGACAGCAAAAGGGAAUCGCUUGAGGACGCGAAGGCGGAUCUCCCAGCUGAAAAUAAGGACACAGCCAUCGUGGAUGCCGCUGAGGCUCAGGCUGUGUCGCGGCAUCACGUUGAGUUCGCGCUCGCUGCAUCCGGCGAGCAGCCGCACGACGUUGAGGAUGCGCCAGGGACACAAUUCCCGUCGAAAGCCAUGCGAGAUGCAUUUGUAAGCGAUGUCGCGCACAUUCUACCUUUUACUGCCUUCACACCCAUCACCGAUGUUAGGAUGCAGCGUCAGGGAAGCACGCUUCAUGUGCGCUUUGAUGCACUUCAAACGUCCGAGGUUAACUCCUGGACGAAAAGGGAGAUUGACGCCGCGUUAAAACGCUACACUUUUCCUCGUCUGCGUGCGGUCAGCAAAAUUCAAAUUGCAGCAGGCGAUUUGGGAACGGGGAGGCGGAGUGACAAAUUUAUUGAAAACGGAAAGUCCAGCGGAAAAGCCCGCCUAGGAGUUGCCCAAGACACUACAAGUGCGACGGAGGAAGGCCACUGUCAGAACAACAUGGGAAAAAACCCACAGGAACAAAUUCCAGGGGCGGAAGCAGAAAAAAAACCGUCACCGGGAUCACUUCCUGGGGAUUCGCAGGAGCCAGUUCAUGCAGAGACGCAGGAGCCAGUCCAUGCAGAGACACAGGAGCCAGUUCAUGCAGAGACGCAGGAACCAGUCCAUGCAGAGACGCAGAAGCCAGUUCAUGCAGAGACGCAGGAACCAGUUCAUGCAGAGACACAGGAGCCAGUUCAUGCAGAGACGCAGGACCAGUCCAUGCAGAGA